Messenger RNA from Penaeus monodon (black tiger shrimp), 1251 nucleotides. RefSeq names its product skin secretory protein xP2-like. Lineage: Eukaryota; Metazoa; Arthropoda; Malacostraca; Decapoda; Penaeidae. The record is from RefSeq and is a predicted model, not a curated record.
CAGCCAGUCGUCGCCGCGAGUCCGCUGUGCUGGUGUCGCCUGCACAGAGGGAAGCCAGGAUGACGGGGCGGAGCAGCAAGGAUGGCACUGGCUCUUGGCAGGGCUUCGACGAGGGCCUCGAGGAGUACAAGGAGAACAUGCUCAAGGACGAGUGGUGGUCCAAGUGCGCGAAGGACAACCCCGACGCCGCGAGACCGCGAGGCCCUCCUGAAGAGCAUCCCGGGCAUGGCGUCCAUCCUGCCCGCGCGCUCCGGCCAGGUGCCCCCGGUGGGCGCCGAGCUGGACGCGCCCCUCACCAAGACGCACCGCCGCCGAGGGCGCCGAGGGUGCCAAGGCCGACGCGCCCGCCGAGGGCAAGGCCGCGAAGGCCGCGCCCCCGCCCAAGGCUGACGCGAAGGCUGCCAAGCCCGAGGCGCCCAAGCCUGCUCCUGCCAAGCCCGAGGCGCCCAAGCCUGCAGAAGCCAAGAAGGGAGCUCCAGCCAAGCCCGAGGCACCGAAGCCCGCUGAAGCAAAGAAGGCAGCCCCUGCUAAACCUGACGCACCGAAGCCUGCUGAAGCGAAGCCAGCUGAUGUCAAGCAGGCAGCCCCUGCUAAGCCCGAGGCACCCAAGCCAGCUGAGGCUAAGCCUGCUGAAGCCAAGCAGGCAGCCCCUGCUAAGCCUGAGGUACCUAAGCCUGCUGAGGUCAAGCCUGCUGAAGCCAAGCCAGCUGAGGCCAAGCCAGCUGAGGCUAAGCCUGCUGAAGCCAAGCAGGAAGCCCCUGCUAAGCCUGAGGCACCCAAACCUGCUGAAGCCAAGCAGGCAGCUCCUGCCAAGCCCGAGGCACCCAAGCCAGCUGAAGCCAAGCCUCCCAGAGAAAAGAAGCCCUCAGAAUCGGAGAAGCCUCCCCGGGAGAAGAAGGCGUCGGAAUCCGAGAAGCCCAAGCGCGAGAAGAAGCCCUCGGAGUCGGAGAAACAGAAGCGGGAGAAGAAGCCCUCGGAGUCGGAGAAGCCUCCCCGGGAGAAGAAGCCCUCGGAGUCGGAGAGGCCGAAGAAGGAGAAGCGGCUUUCCGAGUCCGACAAGGCCGCCAAGCCGCCCGCAGAGGCAGCCCCGAAGCCGGACGCCCCCAAGCCACCAGCGGCCCCCGCCAAGCCGCCGGAAGCCCCUGCGAAGCCUGCAGAAGCUCCCGCCAAGCCUGCCGAACCUCCUGCUAAACAGGAAGCCCCUGCUAAGUCUGCAGCUGCCCCCGCCAAGCCCACGGAAGCCCCCGCCAA